Messenger RNA from Fomitiporia mediterranea MF3/22, 2207 nucleotides. RefSeq names its product ATP-dependent RNA helicase dbp9. The coding region runs from base 25 to 1926 and encodes 633 amino acids. Lineage: Eukaryota; Fungi; Basidiomycota; Agaricomycetes; Hymenochaetales; Hymenochaetaceae. Gene Ontology annotation, cellular component: nucleolus. Gene Ontology annotation, molecular function: ATP binding; nucleic acid binding. The transcript has 7 exons. The record is from RefSeq and is a predicted model, not a curated record.
UAUCUGUCCGUAAUUAUACCUGGAAUGACGGAUGUAUCUUUGCUGGACUCGCAGGCAACAUUCGCAUCCUUAACACACGUGCUAGAUGCUCGCCUUCUUCGAGCACUCGCUGACAUGGGCUUUGCACGUCCUACUCUCGUACAAGCGCAGGCUAUACCACUCGCACUAGAAGGCCGUGACAUACUCGCUCGAGCUCGUACUGGAAGUGGAAAGACUGCCUCAUAUUGCGUCCCACUCGCUCAGAAGAUACUUAGGAAGAAGGAUGCGUUCAGUAUUGAGGACCCCGCGCGUCAAGCAGUAAGGGCAUUGGUGCUUGUGCCAACGAAGGAACUUGCCGACCAGGUGGCAAAGCACCUGAGACAGUUGCUUGCAUAUUGCGAGAAGGAAAUUGUGGUAGUUAACCUCGUUUCUGGAACUUCGACGCAUCUUCAACGGGUUCUCACAUCUGAGAAACCCGAUAUUGUCAUUGGAACCCCUUCCCGAGCACUUAGUGCACUCCAAGUGAAGGCUCUAUCACUCUCGGACCUCGAAUCACUGGUCAUUGACGAGGCCGAUCUUGUUCUGUCCUAUGGUCAUGAUGAGGACAUAAGGACGGUCAUAAAUGGCGGGUAUCUUCCCAAGGUUUACCAGUCUUUCCUUAUGAGUGCUACCAUGACGAAGGAUGUGGAGCUACUCAAAGGUCUCGUCCUCAGGAAUCCGGCGAUCUUACGUUUAGAGGAAGAUGAAGGCGACGCCGCACGACUUAGUCAAUAUGUGGUGAAGUGCAACGAAGUUGACAAAUUCCUUUUGACAUAUGUCAUCCUCAAGCUCAAGCUUGUAAAAGGGAAGACCAUCAUCUUUGUAAACGAUGUCGACCGGUGCUACCGCGUCAAACUCUUCCUGGAGCAAUUUUCUAUUAAAAGUUGUGUCCUGAACUCGGAGCUUCCGUUAAACUCCAGAGUACACAUUGUUCAGGAAUUCAAUAAAGGAGUAUACGACUACAUUAUCGCAACCGAUGAAGGUAGUGGUUCAAUCGAGCCAGAUUCUGAUGACGAAACGGAUGAAGAGGUCCAAGUGGAUGGCGAACAAUUAACGUCGACGCAGCGCGAUGUGGAGCCGAUCGAGCCAGGUGAUCCUGGCCCUUCAUCAACCAAAACGAUGAAACGAAAGCGGUCGCCAUCUCCUCGACCGACUCCUGAAGGCACCACAACUAAGAAGAAUAAGUCACGUACGCAGAACGACAAGGAAUACGGAGUCGUGCGAGGUGUGGACUUCAUCGACGUCGCCUGUGUGCUCAACUUCGACCUCCCAACCUCCGCACGUGCAUACACACAUCGCGUUGGUCGUACCGCUCGUGCAGGCCGCACGGGAAUGGCACUAUCCUUUGUCGUCCCAGCAGCGGAAUGGGGUAAGAACAAGGUCGUAGGCUGCUUGCCCAGUGCGCGCCGCGAUGAAGUUCGGUUCAGUCGCAUCGAGCGCCAACAAGCUACGCGUGGCAGUAAAAUCAAUGAGUACAAGUUCGACAUGAAGCAGGUCGAAGCAUUCCGAUAUCGCAUGCAGGAUGCGCUUCGCUCAGUGACUCGAACCGCUAUCCGAGAAGCCCGAGUGAAGGAAUUGAAAUCGGAGAUCUUGAACUCAGAAAAGCUGAAGGCUCAUUUUGAAGAAAAUCCGCUCGAUCUAGAGUAUCUCCGGCAUGACAAGCCACUCCAUCCGACGCGCGUGCAGCCACACAUGAAACAUGUUCCUAAGUACCUCAUGCCGCGCAUGGGCACCGCCGCCUCCGCCGGCGAGCUCACAGCUGGUGCUGGCGGCGGUGAAAAGGAAGCAAGCUUCGUUCCUUUCCGUAAGUACACUGUACGAGGACGCGGUCGAGGUAGGGGUAGUCAUACUGGACCGGGCAAGGGACGCAAGAAAAAAUCGGAUCCACUGAAGAAGUUCGGUCGAUGAGUUCGUGGCUUUCGUGGAGCCUCGGGAUUGGGCCGGGUACGAUAAUCCAGCCUACGCUUGGAGCUAUCUGGAUGUGGCCCGUAGUUCACAGUAAUUUCCUUGGUCAUGCUUAGUGUUCCUUACCGAUGAGGCGAAAAUCGUGCACGUCUUGGGUGAUUGACAAUACCGUCAAGGCCAACGAAUUCCCGCUUGUAGUAUGUAGAAUUGGACUAGUGCUGCACACAUCAUUGAUUUAGUACACGAAUAUUGGGGGGCGGGAAGGGAAAGCAUAUAUGAACGAA